CUCUGCCCUUCUUCGUCAUCGACCCUGAAGAGCCUCACGUUUUCGCACUGUGACCUCCGAUUUUACAUAGAAUUCAUUUAAUUUCCCCCUAAAUAAUAAUAUUAUUCACCAAGAUCCCGUUUGUGGUUGCUCUCUUCCCGGACUGUAGUCGGUGUUUUUCCGGGCUCACACGGGGUACCGCAGAGGAGCACACAGUAGGAACAUGUCCGGGAUCGAGGAGCUGUCCCCGGCUGCGGGCCCGGUGUCUACUCGGCCCCCGGAGGACGAGAUUGAUGACGACGAAGAUGAAGACUUGGAUGAGACUUUGGCAGAGAGGUUGUGGGGCCUUACAGAGAUGUUCCCAGACACAGUGCGGACUGCAGCUGAGGUGUCUGCGCAUUGCUCCGUCUCACUGGCCAAGAAGCUUUAUAGUUUUUCCCGUGCUGCGCUGUGGGUGGGCACCACGUCCUUCAUGAUCCUGGUGCUGCCGGUUGUGUUUGAGACAGAACGACUACAGCUGGAGCAGCAGCAGCUUCAGCAGCAGAGACAGAUUUUACUGGGACCCAACACAGGGAUGUCUGGAGGAAUGUCCGGGAUGAUGCCUGCAGCUCCGAGCAAAAUCUAAGUGCGUCCUGGGCCCUACAUGGACCUGAGAUCUGCUGCUAAUUCUGGGCCACGGAGCUGGUCACAAGGAGAGACAGGGAGACCAGGGAGAACGGAAGAGCUGCACUACACAGGAUCAAGAUGAAGUGAAUCCUUUGGGCUAAUCUCUAAUUUAAUCUGAAGGAGAAAGAACGUGUUCUUCUGUAUCUUACUGUCUCUCCUCAAGUCAACAUUAUGCAGAGACUGAUUUCAAGGAGCACUGCUUCACGGUUUUGUCUUUUUUUUUUUUUUUUUUUUUUUU
This is a messenger RNA of Periophthalmus magnuspinnatus, 883 nucleotides long. RefSeq names its product translocase of outer mitochondrial membrane 22 homolog (yeast) (gene tomm22). Gene Ontology annotation, cellular component: mitochondrial outer membrane. The record is from RefSeq and is a predicted model, not a curated record. The transcript has 4 exons. Bases 203 to 604 code for a protein of 133 amino acids. NCBI's taxonomy places the organism in Eukaryota, Metazoa, Chordata, Actinopteri, Gobiiformes, Gobiidae. Gene Ontology annotation, biological process: intracellular protein transport.